GAAUCUCAAAGGACCUCUGUAGAUCUGGCUAGUCAAAGCUCUGGUCAUAAACAACGUGCAAGUGUUCCACCUUCAUUAUCUGUCAUGGUCAAAAAACAAACCACUGAUCACGAUGACAAGUUUAAUGCUUCUGAGAUGUACAGCAGUGAUCAGAACCAAAAGGUAGCAGACUUUGUCAUCCAACAGAUAAAGAGCGAGCAUGAAGACAAGUACACUUCUCACAUUAUAAAACGUGCUGUUUAUCGAUACUUUGAGUCUCGGCGCAGGAUAUACAAUGAUAGUCAACCCAUGCGGUUGGAGAAAGUGAAAUUAAAUAGGAAAAAAGGCCAGCGGAAAGCUUUUCAAAAAAGGUACCUCAAGCGUGAUCAAGAACUUAGCCUAUGGGAAGAAAUUGAUCAAAACUUUAUGACAGAAGAAACAGAAUCUAAAGGUGGAGAUAUUGUAAGGAGGCAUAAACUGCCAUGGAGAUCAGAAGGUAAUCAUGUUAUGCUGAGUUUGGUAAUUAUAAUUGUCCGGCAAGAGUUGCAUUAUGUUGGGUUUGGAGUGACAAUCAGAAAGAUGGCUAUUAAUACAUACAGACUUAAACAAGUUUCUUGGCCGACUGGACAAGAGAGCUGAAAAGUCUGUGCAAGCCAUCAAAGGGCCAAUCCAAGUCAAGACACGACUCGACUCAACGCUAUCCAAACUAUCACCCCCACCUAAUGCGCCUGUCUGGGCUAUUGAUCAAUCGUUUUUACACCAACAGGCUAAAGAUGCAAACCCAUUGCCACGCGAUUUGGAGCCAGUUACUUCUACCGGGGUUACGUUAGCUGGAAGCUCUAACCCGGCUCGCCGUCAACUUAAUACUGCCGACAUACUUCAAGCGAUUUCAGUGACGAGUGAAGAUGCAUACUAGACUAAGACUUGUCUUUGUAUAUAAUUAUAUCUUGUGUAUGUAAUACUACAGCCAUGGACCUGAAUGUAACAUUACAUUAUGAACUAUUUACACUUACUUGAACCUUCUAUCAUAGUUAUUUGCGCAUGCGUACACGAAAUCACGUGCACUUCCAGCUGCUGAUGACUCGACUAUGCUGCUCUGUCUAGCUAGCUUCACACUGUACUUGCAGCACGGAGUAAGUACUCUGUACUGCAGCGCUUCCAACAAGAUGUGGUCUGUGAAGGAGAUACAGCAGUUUUUCAGCUCCUCUGCCUAAUGAACACCAAAACGAGGAGCAGGCAACUUCGAGGAGCAGGCAACUUACAAGAAACACGAUGACCUAGUGCUGUGUACGUACCACUUUUCGCUUUAAAAUUGGGCCUGGGAACCAGUGUAUGAACUAGGAUGUGAAGUGCUCAAACAUGCGUAAGAGAUUUUAAUUGCCAUAAUUAUGCCUCGCAUACGCAACGAGAUAUACGGUAGGUGGUCAUCCAUGUAGGUGGUCAUCCAUGUGAAAAUGGACAGUUGCACUCUAACUUACACGAGCAACCACAUAUUCAUAACAGAUAGUUGCUUUAUUAUUCUUCCAUUUUGUAGAUACGAUGACUAGGAAGGUAAGUGCGAAAUGAACAGUCGCACUAUAGCUCCGCGAGCAACAUAAAUAUACCUUGACUCUGAAGAAAUGGACAGUCUUACAAGAGCAACCACACUAAUUAUGCGUAAGACAUUAUUAUAGUUAGUCUGUGUUCUUCCGUUUUGUAGAUACCUUAACUCUGAAGAAAUGGACAGUCUUACAAGAGCAACCACAUUACAAGAGCAACCACACUAAUUAUGCGUAAGACAUUAUUAUAGUUAGUCUGUGUUCUUCCGUUUUGUAGAUACCUUGACUCUGAAGAAAUGGACAGUCUUACAAGAGCAACCACACUAAUUAUGCGUAAGACAUUAUUAUAGUUAGUCUGUGUUCUUCCGUUCUGUAGAUACCUUGACUCUGAAGAAAUGGACAGUCACAGUCACACUCCAGCUUUGUAGAUACUUUGCUAAAAUCUCAUGAGGCAGUAACAACAGUAGUAUACACCACAAACAAUCUUGGAAUACAGAGUAAUGAACUUAUAACUUGUGAUAUUGUCUUAUUUUAUUAGUCUUCGUCUUGUAGCUUGUGUUUCAAUUUACAUCCAUUCUUGAUCUUCA
Halichondria panicea is the source of this 2104-nucleotide messenger RNA. RefSeq lists its product as uncharacterized. The record is from RefSeq and is a predicted model, not a curated record. NCBI's taxonomy places the organism in Eukaryota, Metazoa, Porifera, Demospongiae, Suberitida, Halichondriidae. Bases 85 to 618 code for a protein of 177 amino acids. The transcript is spliced from 7 exons.